UAUUGAAACCUAAAGUCCGUCAAAUUUGUUAGGUUAUGUAUUCGUAAAUAAAGCGGAAAAGUUUACCUCGUGUAAUAUUUGUGCUCUGUGCUCGUGCUUAGUGCAAAUAUGGCGAAAUUACUAUCCUAUUACCGUUUAUGUCCCCUAAUUGACAUCAAGACUCUCCUGGGGAUAACUGAGGACAGUGAGAAAGGUGUUGUAAUUGCAACAUUAGGCAGAAACAUCGCUAUUAAGUUUCGGUUAUCCGAUCAAAAGCAAUUGAAUAGUUGGAGAACUAAAGACAAAUUCAGCUCAGCAGUUCAUUAUGAUCGAAACUUAAAUAUGUACGUUGCAGUAUUCAAUCAAACGUGCAUCCGCACGUGGGCUGACGACAUAGAAACUCUGGAUAAACUAAAAAAAUAUAAAUUCCAGCAAGCAAUCCAUACAAUCAUUACUCACAAAGAAACCACAUUUGUAAUGUUCAAAUCUGGAUCAGUGUAUCCAUUGAGUGAGCUAUUAGAAAACAGGAAGACUUUCACCCCAGCCGUAAUAAUUGAGGACAAGGAUAUUGCUUCUAUUUGCUACACCUCUGUAAACGAAGAUCUGUAUUUUGGUUUUCUUGUGAACGAUGCCACAGGAUUUAUGUUCUACUGGACAGUGCUCAAUGACUCUAAAAACACCUUUUCCAAGUAUCCCUUGAAAGUUGAAAGUGCCAGCUUAAAAGGAUUGGAAUUAUUUGCAAGUUCAAAUCAAGUUAGUUUGCUUUCUGUGUGGAGUGACGGCAAAAUUUACUCCAAGGAAUUAUCGAAGCAACAGAAAGAAGGACAAUCUCCAGUUGGAGAGACUUUCAUCGUGCUGGAAAAUAUUUCUACAAAUCACUUUGUUAAAGUGUUACCAUUGGAUGAAAAGUACAUAGCGAUUUAUGGUGCGGAUCCCAAUGAGGAGGGGGCAAUUCUUCUUAUCUACAACACUCAGUUUAAAGUAACCCAAUCGAAACAAGUGCAUAAGUUGUACACCGAUGAGGCAAAAAUAUGGAAAACUUUUAAUUCGAUUUUGCUACCAAUAGGACAAAAUCUAAUAGUAGUGCCAUUUUGCUUAGAAACAGAACAGUUAGUGUCUUUGAUUGGCACACAUAAGCCAAUUCAAAAUAAAAUCGAUAGCGACAUCGCUUUUGUUACCGAUUUUCAUGUUGCUGAAUGGAAUUCAGAAGGAGAUAAAAGUAUAAAGAAAAACAAGAAAUUUAAAGUAGAAAAAACAAAACAAAAGCAAAUUUCACCAAAUUUGAAAAAUCGACUGGACGAAAUGUUAAAAGAGGGCUUGCCAGAAAACCUCAUAACUCAACAUAUUAUAGAAGAUAUUUUAGAAGAAAAAAACAUAAGAUUGCUAGAAGACAUCUUAAAUUAUUUCACGGAUAUUAAAGAAGCGUACUUAGCGAAAAUUCUGCAGUUUGUUCUUUCGUGUCAUCAAAAGUUGUUCCCUAAGUUUAAUAGCCAAAACUUGAUUAAUUUGCCACCAAAAAUGAUGCCUCAUGGAAGGGCACUUCUUUUAGAUAAACUCCUAAUCCGGCAGUUUAGCAACCUUCACAUGUUGCCUCACUUAAGAAGCUGUUUAUCCAUAGAACAAGCCAGCAUUCUUAUGCAAUACUUAGUUUACCAGUUCUCUGAAUAUGGGCAUGAUUUGCCUAAAUUAAACUCGUUUAAAACCGAGAAAUGCAUAACCAAAUGGACGUGUUUGCUCGUGGAUUCCAACUACCAAAAGUUUAUUGUAUCAAAGGACGAGAUGGUUGAAGAAGCAUUAGUAAAAUGUAGAAACACCAUAGUUGACCAACAAGAUGCAUUACAGAGCUUAAAAUCUGUAGCAUCAGUAUUGGCGAAAUUUGAGGCGGAAGCAAAAGGAAACAAAUAUGCUAACGGUCGAUCACCAAAUAGCUUCUUUAAAAUACAAAAUGUGAAUCAUUAUUUAGGGUAAUAAAUAAACUUUUAUUGAA
Dendroctonus ponderosae (mountain pine beetle) is the source of this 1966-nucleotide messenger RNA. RefSeq lists its product as uncharacterized. Bases 109 to 1947 code for a protein of 612 amino acids. The record is from RefSeq and is a predicted model, not a curated record. Gene Ontology annotation, biological process: maturation of SSU-rRNA. The transcript has a single exon. Gene Ontology annotation, molecular function: RNA binding. NCBI's taxonomy places the organism in Eukaryota, Metazoa, Arthropoda, Insecta, Coleoptera, Curculionidae. Gene Ontology annotation, cellular component: nucleus; nucleolus.